UUCUUCUUCACGAGCCGGUGUCCUAUUUUUCCCUUCCAAAACCAUCCAAAAAUAUUUUCCUUUUAGUUCUACACCAUGGAUGGGCCGGGUUACCCAAAACCUAAACUUUUUUACAAUCCGACCCGACUUUCUCAAUUCACCCCUUUCUUUGCUCUCUUUUUUAUAGCAGUUUCGUUUCCCAUGAUUGUACUCAAAUCAUCGUUUUAUUAUGAAGAUUUAACCUAAGAAAAAGGAAAAAUGUGGAACACACAGACCUUGGUACGGCACGUAACCCGGAAAUUCUCGAAGGGAGGGGGAUCAAUCUUGAAAAUGUCCUUCUUCCCUUGGCUACGUGCUUGUCUCUUAAUAUUACUCUUAAUUUUAGUAUUAAAAUUUAUUUUUUUCAGACCUCUUUCAAAUAUUCGUUUACCAAUAAAUUCAACAUUCUCAACACCAAUUCAAUUGCAUAAUCCACAUUUUACAACUCUUCGAAUUUUGGAAAUAUUUUCUAGUGAUUGUAAUAUUCAAUUAGAGUUUCCAACAGAAUUUUUAAUUAAAUCAAAUAAUUCAAUAAAAUCGGUAAAUUAAAAAUUUUUUAGAAUAUUUUUGGUAUUUUUCCGUUAUAUGCGUGCAAAUUCGUCGGUUGUACUAUUACUUUACCCAAACUCAUUCGAUCUAUAUUCUUUUGUUUCGUCAGUCUAAGUCGAAUAGUAGCACUUUUCUAGUUGUGGAAAUGCAUGCG
Molecule: messenger RNA, 721 nt
Organism: Meloidogyne enterolobii
Lineage: Eukaryota; Metazoa; Nematoda; Chromadorea; Rhabditida; Meloidogynidae
Source: the annotation of a GenBank genome assembly